Suillus clintonianus is the source of this 346-nucleotide messenger RNA. RefSeq lists its product as uncharacterized. The record is from RefSeq and is a predicted model, not a curated record. Bases 29 to 238 code for a protein of 69 amino acids. The transcript has a single exon. Lineage: Eukaryota; Fungi; Basidiomycota; Agaricomycetes; Boletales; Suillaceae.
AGUCUUAGCAGUACCCUCCAGUACCACAAUGCAACCUACCUGCUCUAACGUCGUCUGCACAUCAUCCAAGGCUGCCCAAGACUCAUCAUCAUCUCAUCACUGCACCCGUCACUCUAACCCAACACCCGUCUCAAUGCGCUUCUCAUCUGAUGAUGACUCUUGCAUUAACUUCAAUGCACCUCAGUGCUGCCACUGUGGCUGGCGAGGAUCUCACUCACCCAGCUGUCCCUUCCGCUGAGCACGCUUUUUUACGAUAUUUAAUCCCUUUGAUCGUAAGUCCCCUGUUCCUAUUGUUUCGCAUCAUCCACUAAGUCUCAUCACAGACAAUUGUUCUCAUCAUCGAUCA